Molecule: messenger RNA, 1006 nt
Organism: Laccaria bicolor S238N-H82
Lineage: Eukaryota; Fungi; Basidiomycota; Agaricomycetes; Agaricales; Hydnangiaceae
Exons: 5
Biological process (GO): intracellular signal transduction
Source: RefSeq, a predicted model, not a curated record
GUGUGACGGAUCGCAAAAACGUGCAAUUCUCGACUUUGAAGAUAUUCUGAGUAUCUUCAGUGCGCUUGUGGUUGUUCUCCCUCUGGGACCUCGCGAGAAUUUCUUCCGAACGUUCCAAAACGCUUUUACUUUUGAAGAUGCAGCCAAAAGUCUUGCUUAUAUCACCAUCUCGCAAUCAACCUCCGGACCAAAACCAGGAGACCCGAAGCAAAGGGUGAACAUAACUUUUGAGAUGGAGAGGCAUAUGGCCAAAACGAUGUGCCAAGUAUUCAUGGACGCUCGAUUGAUCGAGAACGCCGCGGAUCAGUCGUCUCUCGUCUUCAACGAUACUGGUUUUUACCGCCUCACACCAAAAGGCUUGCACGUUGUUGAACGGUUCAUCAGUGACAACGGGAUCAACAACGCGGACCGACUACUGCCCGUCUUCCGCUCACAACCCAUCUGCAUAAACCUCGUGCCCUUCGAGCGUACACAGAACGAGGACGAGAUACACAUAACGGACCCCAUGCUCACAGCGUUGUUCCGCCGUUUUGCUGGCGACCGUCCAAAUUAUUGCGCUUUGGACCACCACCCCAAACAAAACAGUGAUUCAGACAAGUUCCAAACACAUAACGAGCGAUCCCGCGGUAUUGUCCUAUCGGAUGUACCAGAACGGGCUGGUUCAGGGACUAUCUCCAUCCCCAUCCUGAGUAACAUCAGUGGCGCCAAGGAGCAUCAUCAACAGGUUCACAAGCACUGUUUUAGCGCGAGUAGUGCAAUGGACUGGUUGCGUGAUUUCACUUGCGUCGUUACCAGAGAUGAAGCUGGUCUGUUGGCGGCUCACUUUGUACGCCUCCAACUCAUCACGUUGAAUCGGGGAGAGUUCUUGGACACCUCAAAGGCUAUCUACAGGAUAACGGACGAGGGUCGAAUAGCAGCCCAAUGGGACUUGUUGUCCGGCAAAAGUAUGAACAUCUAUGCCGCACAAGAUUCAACGGUCAGUCUCACACACAACCAUGAGGAAUAA